Messenger RNA from Archocentrus centrarchus (flier cichlid), 2514 nucleotides. RefSeq names its product GPRIN family member 3b (gene gprin3b). Gene Ontology annotation, cellular component: plasma membrane. The record is from RefSeq and is a predicted model, not a curated record. Gene Ontology annotation, biological process: neuron projection development. The coding region runs from base 154 to 2274 and encodes 706 amino acids. NCBI's taxonomy places the organism in Eukaryota, Metazoa, Chordata, Actinopteri, Cichliformes, Cichlidae. The transcript is spliced from 2 exons.
UCUCACUGACGCGGACGCGCACUCGGCACCCCACGGCACGGGACAUAAAUCGCCUCUCAAGGAACUUUUAAACAGUUACUGAUUGCACACCGUGCAUCUGUUUCCAUCUUUGGAUAUACGGCAAUAUUUGAAGACUAAAGCAGUGACUCCACCAUGGGAACUAACCCAAAAAGGACAGUGACAGUCCAGAUGGUGCCUCAGCUGGCUGGGGUGGACACACUGGGCAACAAGGAGUCUAAUGCCAACUGGGCUAAAGAACCCAACCUCAAAGUCUCUCAGGUUUGUCCAAAACCCACCGUCAGAUCUCCCGACAAGCAGGAUAACCUAUCUCUGACGCCUGCUAACGCCAUCCCACACACACAAAAAACAGCCUGCAAGGGAGUGGAAGCAGUUUCCACUGUGUCAGACAUAUCAGUACAAGGCAAUGGAAACCAAAUAAAAUCUGAGUAUGUCACAGGUGGAGACCACCACACACCAAACCUGUCUGUAACAGGCCGAGAUGUGGGUGAGGCAGGAGCUGACCAGCGGGAUUCUAAUGCUAACGUGAAAACAUCAAGCCCAACUAAUGAAAAGGGUGCGUGUAAGGCCAGUUCACUGUCUGCUGUCACAGCAUCGGGAGUCGACAUGCACAGCAGCGACUGCAAGAUAAAAAGCCCAGUUGCACCAGAGGAGAAGCGCCCAAGGUUGACACCCUCGGCCGAAACCACAACACAAGAGAAAGGUCAUAAACGUGUUUCUCCGAAUGACAAAAAAAGUAAUGACAGUGACUUCAGGAAAACAGCAUCUGAAGUACAACAAGAUAAUAAAGGAAUCAUUUCUGACCCCAAAAACAAGGAUACUGCUAUAGCACAAAAAACUAAAGAGACUGAUCACAUGCAAAGUUGCUCAUCAAGCUCUGUUUCUUUGCAAGAUGCAUCAAAACCUAAACAAAGCAUGGAAACUCCACUAAGCUCAGCUAAACCUCCAUCUAAGAGUAAGGAUGCAGGAGCUGGGUCGACAAAGAAAAACUCAUGUUCCCCAGACCCAGAGAAGGAUUUCAUGCCAGUAAAGAGAUCACAAGUCUCCACAGAUAAACAUCAGCCAGUGUCCUCACAGAAAGACUCCUCCUCUCUGCCCCAGGCUACAAAAACCAUGCAGGCAUCCGGGCAGGUGGCUGAAGGCAGCAGCCAGAUGGACACAGCUGUCCUUGAAGGGCAGCAGCACUGCAAGCUCUACACAGAGGCUUCGACAAUGACCUCAUCGCUAUCACCAGCCCCACUCAAGAAGUGUCAUGAUAUGGAGGUUCAGGCAGUUGCUAAAAUGUGCAGUAAGGCUGUGGCCACAAGUCCAAGUCUGUUGCCCUUCCCUGUGACUCGCAGGCAGAGCAGCGGUGCAGUCUCUGGGGAGGAGAACCUGGCUGUACUCUACCAGGUGAAAGAUGGUGCCUCGACUGAUCCGAGGUCAGAGAGACUCACUGUUGAGGCACAGGUGUGCCCCAGCCAAAACACUGGUGUGGUUUUCCACUCAGAAACUUUGUCACAGCAGCAUGACUCCAGGCUAGGAGCCAAGCCUAAAGAACCGGGCGCGGCUCCGUGCAACAUCCAGCCAGUUUAUCAAAUCAACAUUGAACACAGCAACCACAAGAAGCAAGGCGAGCUCCACAAUCAAACCACUCUCCAGACAUCUGCAGCAAAAACAGCCACUGCUGAAACUCCUUCUCUCAAAUCAGGGAUGCCCUUGGAGACAGCCGUUGUUUCUGUGUCUGGAUCUGCUGACAGCAACAGUGCUGUGCUGUCCCUGCCAAAAACAACAACAACAACAACAGCAAACACCACAUCCAAGUCAGAUCUCACUAAAAAUAGAGAUGUGAGUGCAAAAGAAAAAAUUGAAAAAGCAGGAAGCAAAGCGCAGCCUAAAGAGAGAAAUUCUGGCAAGCAGAAGAUAGAACCGGACAGAAAUGAUGAAGAGGAUGAUCAGUCACAGAAGCAGAAAGGAAAGAGCGUCCAUGAUGUUGUCUGGGAUGAGCAGGGCAUGACUUGGGAGGUCUACGGGGCUUCUGUUGACCCUGAAUCCCUUGGCUUUGCAAUUCAGAGCCAUUUACAGAGCAAAAUAAAGGAGCAGGAGAGGAAACUGAUGGCCCAGACCUCCCUCCGAAAGUCAAUCUCUGGUGUUGAUUCGCCGCGAUGUGGCAGUAAGAACAAAAGGAGGCAGCAGAACAUUUUCAGGUCAAUGCUGCAAAAUGUCAGACGGCCCAACUGCUGUGUGCGCCCCCCUCCCUCCUCCGUCCUCGAGUAGCACAGGACAGAGGUAGCCAUUGUCAGACUCCACCCUUUUCCUAGAGGUCAAAAUGUUUGUCCUCCCCUCAUCAAGAUUUCAAUGCCAAGUGAAACAUUAAUGGGACGCCGAUCCCUGUAAGUAAGUAUACUGGAAUGUUGUAGCAUAAAAGAGUCAAAUACUUGUGAUGUUUGUGAUCCAACAAGGUAGGAAAUAGAAAUAUAAAAAGGAAAAAAAAAAAAAAAAGAUGUUUUCUAGAAA